AUGUAUCGGUUAUCAACGCGCGAAUUACAAGAGCUGAAACAAACUCUUGACGACUUACUCUCGAAGGGUUGGAUUCGCCCAUCAGCAUCUCCUUAUGGUGCACCGGUACUUUUCGUCGCCAAGAAAGAUGGAUCAUUACGAAUGGUCAUCGACUACAGAGCGUUGAACAGCAUAACUAUCAAGAAUAGUUAUCCCUUGCCACGCCAAGACGAGCUGUUCAACCAACUGCAAGGUGCUAAGGUGUUUUCGAAACUCGAUUUGCGAUCAGGCUACCAUCAAAUUCGUGUACAAGAGCAGGACGUACCUAAAACGGCUUUUCUCACACGAUACGGCUUGAUGGAAUGGACCGUGCUUCCAUUUGGCUUGACAUCGGCACCUGGUACUUUCAUGCAAUUGAUGAAUGACAUCUUCCGUGACUACUUGGAUCAAUUCGUUGUUGUUUACCUUGAUGACAUUUUGGUAUAUUCGAAAAACGUUGACGAUCACGUUGAGCAUGUACGAUGCAUCCUUGAACGGCUUGCCGAUCAUAAGCUCUAUGCCAAAAAGUCCAAAUGUCAAUUCGGUAUGUCAGAACUCGAGUUUCUUGGCCAUAUCGUUACCGAUCAAGGUUUAAAAGCUGAUCCUCGUAAAGUCAAAGCUGUCGCCGAAUGGAAGACCCCUCAAAACGUACGAGACAUCCAAUCGUUUCUAGGCCUGGCAAAUUACUAUCGUGCUUUCAUCCGUGACUUCGCUACUGCUGCUGCUUCUUUGAACUACCACUUGCGUAAGGACGUCCCUUGGCAUUGGGGUGAUGAAGCUCAAAAAGGAUUCGACACCUUAAAGCAGCGGUUAUGUUCAGCACCAGUACUCGCAUUGCCAGACCCUGAAAAGCGUUUUCACUUACAUACGGAUGCCUCAUCGGUUGCUGUUGGCGGUGUGCUCUCACAACCUGGAGAUGACGAUCUUCAUCCUAUUGCUUACGCAUCACGUUCGUUGAAAGAUGCUGAGUUCAACUAUCCUGUACACGAGCUUGAAUUGUUGGCAAUCAAGCAUUGUCUUGAUGAAUGGCGACACCAUUUGGAUGGACCACGUUUCACGGUGUAUACGGAUAAUCGAUCUCUUGCUACGUUGAAGACCAACACGAAUCUUUCAAAACGGCAAAUCAGAUGGCUUCAAGAGUUCCAAUCUUAUGUAUUCGAUAUACAUCACAUACCUCGGGAACGCAAUCACGCUGCUGAUGCUCUUUCAAAAAGACCACCAGCUGAGCCAUCUCAUCCAAAUGCAAGUUUCGAAUUGCAUACGACAACGUUGAGAAUCAUUCGGAAAUCGCUCUCUCCGGAUAUUCUACGAUUAUAUCAUAAGGAUGAAUUUUGCAAAGAAAUCCUCCAACGUUUACGUACAGAGGACGAUCCAACUUUUUCAAAGGGGGAUGAUGGUCUCCUUAUUCGCCAAGCAGCAAACGGUGUCGAGCAAGUUGUUGUACCACGCAUGUCACAAUUGCUCACCAGCAUCCUUCACGAGAAUCACGAUUCACCCGAAGCUGGUCAUCGAGGUAUUGAUACAACAAUGGAACGAAUCCAAAGAUCAUACUAUUGGCCAGGGAUGCACAAGACUGUUCGCCGCUAUAUCGCUACGUGUGACACCUGUCAACGCACCAAAGCAUCGAAUGCUAAACCUGCAGGCUUGUUACAACCUUUACAGUUAGCUACGGAACGCUGGCAAUCGAUAUCGGUUGACUUUAUCACACACUUACCAAUGACGCAAAAUGGGCACGAUGCCAUAGCCACUUUUGUUGAUCGAUUCACAAAACGUGCACACUUCGCCCCAUGCAAGACGACUGAUACGGCUGAAGAUUUUGCUCAUUUGUUCCUACGUGAGAUAUAUCGUCAACAUGGCCUUCCAUCCAACAUUGUCUCUGACCGUGAUCCUAAGUUUACCUCACGUUUUUGGGCUGCGGUGUCUUCAAUGUUGGGUACGGCACGCCAUAUGUCGUCCGCAAGUCAUCCACAAAGUGAUGGGCAAACUGAACGAACGAAUCGUACUAUCGAAGAGCUAUUACGUUGCUAUGUUGCCUACGACGCCAACGAUUGGGACUUGUGGAUACCUGUUCUUGAACAUACGUAUAACGAUUCGUUGCAUACGUCAAUUGGAAUGACUCCUUUUGAAUGCGAUUUGGGUCGUUCACCUUCUUCGUUAUUGACUGCUAAGUUGGCGCUCCAACGAUUGGAAGCUGCGGUGACAAGGCAGAAAACAUACGCUGAUACACGACGUCGUGAGUUGUCAUUCGACAUUGGCGAUUUGGUGUUGGUCGACUUAAGUGUGAUAAACCCUGACGUGUAUGCAAACGCACCAAGCCGGAAAAUUUUGCCACGAAGGCAUGGCCCGUUUAAGGUUAUUCAACGCAUUGGUGACGUCGCAUACAAGGUUGAUCUCCCCACCACUAUUCGUGCUCACAACGUGUUUCAUGUUUCUGUACUCUCUCGUUAUCAAGAACCGGAUGAGCCUUCUCGACGACCAGAGAUGCCUCCACCAGUUAUCACGAAUGAUAACGAUGACGAAAAUGAGUGGGAAGUUGAACGCAUUCUCAACGUACGUAUUCGUGGAAGACAAAAGAAGAAACAAUACCUCGUCAAGUGGGUUGGUUAUCCUUUGCACGAUGCAACAUGGGAACCUGAGUCAAAUUUGGUUACUGCAGCCGACCUCGUGGCCGAGUUUGAAACCUAUCACGCACGCCGCCCACAACGUAAAACGCGUAAGUAA
Messenger RNA from Lichtheimia ornata, 2739 nucleotides. RefSeq lists its product as uncharacterized. The record is from RefSeq and is a predicted model, not a curated record. Gene Ontology annotation, biological process: DNA integration. Lineage: Eukaryota; Fungi; Mucoromycota; Mucoromycetes; Mucorales; Lichtheimiaceae. Gene Ontology annotation, molecular function: nucleic acid binding. The transcript is spliced from 2 exons. The coding region runs from base 1 to 2739 and encodes 912 amino acids.